Messenger RNA from Sinocyclocheilus anshuiensis, 1456 nucleotides. RefSeq names its product EBP like (gene ebpl). The record is from RefSeq and is a predicted model, not a curated record. The transcript has 4 exons. Gene Ontology annotation, molecular function: cholestenol delta-isomerase activity. Bases 123 to 743 code for a protein of 206 amino acids. NCBI's taxonomy places the organism in Eukaryota, Metazoa, Chordata, Actinopteri, Cypriniformes, Cyprinidae. Gene Ontology annotation, cellular component: endoplasmic reticulum; membrane. Gene Ontology annotation, biological process: sterol metabolic process.
GUGGAGAGAGUUCUGCUUGAGCCUAUGGCUUUAAAGCUCCCGCGUUAGAACCAUGGGUGGGGCCUGGAUAUGUCAUUCAGCCACUGCACUGAGACCGAGUGAAGCAAGUUACUACAAAUAUAAUGGCAGAAGGCGAAGAACCUGCACUUUUCACUAAAGUAACGGUUUAUUCUCUACUCGCGUGUGUGGCUCAGUUUGCUGUCGGGUUUGGUUUUGCGCAAAAAUGUGGGAAUAAAUGUUCAGCUGUUGAUCGGUGGGUCCUCGUGUGGUUGUUUUACGACGCAAUAGUUCAUUUUACUCUGGAGGGACCCUUCGUCUACAUGUCACUUGUUGGAAAUGUGGCAACUUCUGACGGUCUAUUGGCAGAGCUAUGGAAAGAAUAUGGCAAGGCAGAUGAGCGCUGGUUGUACUCCGACCCGACAAUAGUAUCUCUGGAGCUUCUGACAGUGGUUUUAGAUGGUACUUUGGCCCUGCUUCUAGUCUACGCCAUCAUCAAAGACAAACACUACAGGCACUUUGUUCAGAUCACACUAUGUGUGUGUGAGUUGUACGGGGGCUGGAUGACCUUCUGUCCAGACUGGCUAAUCGGAAGCCCUAACCUGGACACCAGCAACUGGCUGUACCUGUGGGUCUACCUGGUGUUCUUCAAUGGGAUCUGGGUGGUGGUGCCUGGACUCCUCCUUUUGCAGUCAUGGAGGGAUUUGAGAAGGAUGCAUCAGUAUCCAAAGAAGAAGAACAGAUAAAAUCAGAUCAUUAGUGAUCAAGCAUAUAAUUAUCACAGUUAUAAUUAGCCUUUCAAAGUCAACAGAGUGAGAUGUGGAGAGGAUGUACUGCAGUUGAUGUAUUAUACACAUUUAUUGCGUACACAGAAUAUUAGAGGAACAGUUGUUACGACGUAUCUUUGCAUAAUUGCAGUGGUAAAGACACAAAGGAAGUUCACACCAAACUACUGACUCAUAGCAACAGACUUUUACUAGUAUUAUUUGCAUUCCUGCCAUAUGACACCUAAACAGUGAAUUCUUUAUUUAGCUUUUUUUUUACACUGAUCUAGGACCAGCUUCCCUACUAAUUCCCCUUACCAAACUACCUUAUCCAGUAUGAUAGAAAGCACAAAUUGGAUCCAGAUUAUAUUGUAAAUAGUUACAUCAAUUCAUGUUUCAUCACAUGCUUCUUUUUUACACAGUGCUAUUGAGUUGGCUACUUUCUUGCCAAGUUAUGACAGCAUAACAGGUUAGCCUGCUAUAUUUUGGUCAUAGUCACUUAUAUAUGCAGGCCUGAACAAGGUAUGUAAGGUUUAAGGUAUUCAUCAUUGCAAUGUCAAAGAUUAGUUUAUUUUACAAUUUAGGCAUUGUAAUUUCACUACAGCUUCAUGUGUAAACAAUAUAAAAGGGGAACACUUUACAAUAAGGUCCCAUUAGUUAACAUUAGAUAAUGCAUUAACAAACGUUAACUAACA